GCCAGGAGCCGCUGUUUCUCACUACGUGCCGUUAAACGGAUAAGUGAAGAGGAAACAGGAAGACAGAAACGAGGCGGUUCAUGAUUCACUUUUAGCUGAAGAAAUAAUUCACAGCUGCAGGAGCGAGGAAGAGAAAAUCCUCCAGCACUGCAGCGGACAUUCUUCCCUGAGAAGGCCGCGAGUGGAGCGCUGUGUGCCGGCGUGAGGACGAGACUCGGUCCGGUGAAGCUCCGGAGGUUUGAAUUCAGUGACGGAAAGGGAGAUGGAGAGAACAGUUUGAACAGUUUUCAUUCAGCGAAGUAAAAACAAAUCUCAAAUUAAGACAAAAAAAACCUGCACGUAACAAUGGUGGACAAGCGGUUUAGUUUUUCAGCCAACCGGCGCAUCAUCGCUGGCCUGCUGGUCAACCUCUUCUCCUCCAUCUGCAUCGUCUUCCUCAACAAGUGGAUCUACGUCCACUACGGUUUCCCCAACAUGACCCUGACCCUGGUCCACUUUGUGGUCACCUGGUUCGGACUCUUCAUCUGCCAGAAGAUGGACAUUUUCUGCCCCAAAAGCCUGCCGGUCCGCAGGAUAGUGUGGCUGGCUCUGAGCUUCUGCGGCUUUGUGGUCUUCACCAAUCUCUCGCUCCAGAACAACUCGAUAGGAACGUACCAGCUGGCGAAGGCCAUGACCACGCCCGUCAUCAUCCUCAUCCAGACCACGUACUACAGGAAGACCUUCUCCACAAAGAUCAAACUGACUCUGGUGCCCAUCACGUUAGGUGUGAUACUGAACUCGUAUUACGAUGUUCGGUUCAACCUGCUUGGGACGGUGUUUGCGACCUUGGGCGUUCUGGUGACGUCGCUUUACCAAGUCUGGGUGGGGGCCAAACAACACGAACUCCAGGUGAACUCGAUGCAGCUUCUGUACUAUCAGGCUCCUCUGUCCUCAGGCUUCCUGCUCUGUAUCGUCCCUCUGUUUGAGCCACUGAGUGGAGACGGAGGAAUAUUUGCACCCUGGUCCAUUACUGCUCUGAUGGCCGUGUUUUUCUCAGGUGUGGUGGCGUUCCUGGUCAACUUGUCCAUCUACUGGAUCAUCGGAAACACCUCAGCUGUUACCUACAACAUGUUUGGUCAUUUUAAAUUCUGCAUCACUCUGGUUGGAGGUUACCUGCUCUUCCAUGACCCGCUGUCACUCAACCAGGCUCUGGGAAUCCUCUGCACUCUGUCUGGGAUUCUCCUCUACACUCACUUCAAACUGGUUGAACAGGACGAGGGAAAAAGUCGCCUGGCUCAGAAGCCGUAGAUCGACUCACGCGCACCUGUCAAUCAAGUGCACGGACUCCUGCCAUUGGCUGUUCACAGUGUGAAUGACUGGCAGCAGCACACGCCCAUUUUAUACACACAUGCACAUAGAUAUAUAUAUAUAUAUAUAAAAGUAUGUGUAUAAUUUUACAAUGAGUAUUUUUACAGAAGAGUUCAGAGAAGUGUUAAAAAUGUUGCAUCACAAGUUUGUUUUCUUACAAACUUACGAAAAUUAGUUAUUUGAACUUCAUUUUCCCAGAAUGCACUGCUGCUGCUGUCGUCAGGAGACGACGAUGACGAGGUUAAACGACUGAAACAUGCGUCAUCGAUUAAAGCGUCAAACUCAGGCUGAACAAGAUCAGAGAAAAUAGAUCAUUACCAUUUCAUUUACGACAUAUAUAUAUAGAUAUAUAUAUAUAUAUGUAUGUAUAUAUUAAAAUGUGUACUUAUACACAUAUAUAUAUAUAUAUAUAUAUAUUUAUAUAUAUAUACAAUAGUUUUUCAGUCCAGCUUCAGUGUAGUGUUAAUAUUACUGUGUUAUAGAUUAAAGAUCAAAAGGACGCAGGUUAAAGUCGUCGCUGCUAUUGCCAUGGAAACUAUAUAACAAUAAUUGUUUUUCAUGAGUUAAUUUAGUCGUUAUUUUUUCAGCUGAAUAUUUCUUCUGUGGACACAGAAUAUUUUUGUUAAAUCAUCGCUGAACGUUCACAGUCUCUGUUUCUCUCAGUAUUUAAUCAUCGUUUUUAUUUUCGAAAGAUGAAAAAGUCGUAGAUUUCAAUGAUUUUUGUUUUGUUUUUUACAUGAUUUCUUUUUGUAAAAUAUUUCACAUUAAAAACCUUCAGUUGUGAUCAUGACUGAGGUCAAAGUUCGGUACGAAGACAAUUAAAAAUCCAAACUGA
Molecule: messenger RNA, 2182 nt
Organism: Solea solea (common sole)
Lineage: Eukaryota; Metazoa; Chordata; Actinopteri; Pleuronectiformes; Soleidae
Gene: slc35e3
Product: solute carrier family 35 member E3
Exons: 8
Coding region: 346-1287 (313 amino acids)
Cellular component (GO): Golgi apparatus
Molecular function (GO): nucleotide-sugar transmembrane transporter activity; antiporter activity
Source: RefSeq, a predicted model, not a curated record